AUGAAGUCUACAGACACUAACUUCGCCUCCGCAAUCACUUCUACAGCAGUUCGUCCCAAGCCGUCAUUCCACAUCAAUGCCUCAUGCUCAAAUCUUCAUCUUCCUGUCGCACAACCAUCUCCCUUGUUCGAUGGCAUCAACGAAGACAUCAACAUACAUCGAUUUCCCGCCUUCCAGGACCCGCUCACUAUAGGCCAGGGCGUACCAGCGUUGGCGCCGCACUGUACGUUACAUUGCGGCCAUCGGGUCUGCAUGCACUUAAGCAUGAAAGGAUUGGAUUCUCUAGCAUGCCAGUGUGGAUCCGAAGAACGUGAGCCUAAGGAAGAAAAGACGGUCAUGACUUGGUACCGACCAGAGAUGGAUCUCGACUAUUUAGUCAUGAACUCCAUCGAAGACUCGAUCGCCAACGCUGGCCCGCUUCAUGAGAUUGAUGUUUACUAUAACGAAGUUUUCAAGAUACUUGCACACCUCCAAGAGCGUGCCAGAUCUUUGGCGCUGCACAACGAGUAUUUGGUACGUGCUGUGCACUGCGACUACCCAGGCCACGAAGAAGAGAUUGCUUAUGCUGCAGUCGACCAUAUCUUCAGGAUCAUGCGCUUGUACUUCCAUCGCAUACUACGCUCUCAGGACCAUCAUCUGAUAAGUAUCCAACAGCUCCAGCGCGAAUUGAACGUAUAUCUCUGGACGCUGCUUGCUGAGUGGGUGGAGGCGCAUUGCGACGAUGAGACCCGUAAUCGUGUAGUAUUAAAUGAAGGCCCCGCCUCUAUAAUCCAGGCUAUUUCUGGUUCUACAGCUGCUAUCCUGGAGCUUUGGGAGGAGUGCAUAGAAGGAGUUCUUGAAUUGCUUCUUUGGCGAGACGAAGAGGUCAAGUGGUGCAACGUGGAAAGCCGAGUGGUUUUUGGUGUCUUGACGGUAAUACUCUUGUGGGUGCUCAUCAUAAUCCUUUGGGGGAACGUAGGUUCGCAUAUAUAA
This is a messenger RNA of Alternaria postmessia, 972 nucleotides long. RefSeq lists its product as uncharacterized. The coding region runs from base 1 to 972 and encodes 323 amino acids. NCBI's taxonomy places the organism in Eukaryota, Fungi, Ascomycota, Dothideomycetes, Pleosporales, Pleosporaceae. The transcript has a single exon. The record is from RefSeq and is a predicted model, not a curated record.